This is a messenger RNA of Acanthosepion pharaonis, 810 nucleotides long. NCBI's taxonomy places the organism in Eukaryota, Metazoa, Mollusca, Cephalopoda, Sepiida, Sepiidae. The record is from the annotation of a GenBank genome assembly.
AUGAUUCUCUCUUCACCCUACUCUCUCUUCCCAACACCCUCUCUCUCUCUCUCUCUUUUCAGUACGAUUUACUCUUCACCACACUCUCUUUUCCCAACACUAUCUUUUCAGUACGAUUCUCUCUUCACUCCAAUCUCUCUUCACAACACUCUUUUUAGCAUGAUUCUCUCUUCACCCCACUCUCUCUUCCCAACACCCUCUCUCUCUCUUUCCAGUACGAUUCUCUCUUCACCCCACUCUCUCUUCCUAACACUCUCUAUCUUUUUAGCACGAUUCUCCCUUCACCCAACAUUUAUUUUUAGUACAAUUCUCUUUUCAUUCCCCUCUCUCUUUCCAACACACGUCAUCCUUUUAAUGCAAUUCUCUCUUCACCCCACCCUUUCUUCCCAACUCUCUCUGUUUCUUUUAGAACUAUUCUCUUUUUACCCCUCUUCCCUUCUCACUCUAUUCUCAACUCUCUCUGAUGAUUCUUUUAGUACAAUUCUCUCUUUAUCCCUCCACUCUCACUUUCCAGCUCUCUCUAUUUUAGUACAAUUUUCUCAUCAUAUCAACCUCUCACUCUCUCUUUCUUCCUAUAUCUCUGCAUCUCGUCAUUCCUCCUCUCUCUCUCUUCUCAAAUCUCUCUUUUACUAUGAUUCUCUCUUACUCUAUCUCUCUCUCUCUUUUUAUUGCAAAGUUCACGUGUCAUGUUUAGAACAGGGUCAGAUUAAAAAUGAUCAUGACAAGGAUUUGUUAGAAAUGUUAUGCUCGUAUCUCCUGUACCACGUUGUAGAAUUUCGAUCGAUACGUUUUCUGAUCAUUAUCAGGUGA